Molecule: messenger RNA, 1474 nt
Organism: Elephantulus edwardii (Cape elephant shrew)
Lineage: Eukaryota; Metazoa; Chordata; Mammalia; Macroscelidea; Macroscelididae
Gene: TMEM198
Product: transmembrane protein 198
Exons: 5
Coding region: 392-1474 (360 amino acids)
Biological process (GO): positive regulation of canonical Wnt signaling pathway
Cellular component (GO): cytoplasmic vesicle; plasma membrane
Source: RefSeq, a predicted model, not a curated record
GUGACGUCAGGAGCAGAGGCCGGAGCUGUCCAUCAGCACCAAAGGCCGCGGGCGGGCUCAGGGCAUGGGGCCGCGGCUCCGGGGCGGCCCGAGCACCAGCUCCUGCUCCUUUCCCUGCCCCGAAAGCCUGGGCCUCCGGAACACGCGGCACUGGAGUGUCAGCCGGAGUCGGAUGCUCAGCCGCGACGCCGCCGCGCAGAGACAGGUUCCUCUGGCCCAGCAGCCCCCAUCCCCUCACGGUGGACUUUUCCCGGACCCCAGUCACUUGGGCCCUCGGGUGCCCUGCACCCCCAGACCAGCCGGUCCCUGCACUGCCUCUUCAGCUCAGAAGCUCAGGUCACCUCCAGCCCAGGCUGACUUGGGAGGGUGAUUCCCCUCCAUUCCCAGCACUAUGUCGGGUACUAUGGCCACGCUCCGGUUCCAGCUGCUGCCCCCUGAGCCAGAUGACGCCUUCUGGGGGGCACCCUGUGAACAGCCUCUGGAGCGCAGGUACCAGGCGCUCCCAGCCCUCGUCUGCAUCAUGUGCUGUCUCUUUGGAGUCAUCUACUGCUUCUUUGGUUACCGCUGCUUCAAGGCCGUGCUCUUCCUCACGGGUUUGCUGUUUGGCUCGGUGGUCAUCUUCCUGCUGUGCUACCGAGAGCGGGUGCUGGAGACGCAGCUGAGCGCGGGGGCGAGCGCGGGCAUCGCGCUGGGCAUCGGGCUGCUCUGCGGGCUGGUGGCCAUGCUGGUGCGCAGCGUGGGCCUCUUCUUGGUGGGGCUGCUGCUGGGCCUGCUGCUCGCCGCUGCCGCCCUGCUGGGCUCCGCCCCGUACUACCAGCCGGGCUCCGUGUGGGGCCCGCUGGGGCUGCUGCUGGGAGGCGGCCUGCUCUGUGCCCUGCUCACGCUGCGCUGGCCUCGCCCGCUCACCACCCUGGCCACGGCCGUCACUGGUGCUGCACUCAUCGCCACUGCUGCCGACUACUUCGCCGAGCUGCUGCUGCUGGGGCGCUACGCCGUGGAGCGGCUGAGGGCCGCCCCGGUACCCCCACUCUGCUGGCGGAGCUGGGUCCUGCUGGCACUCUGGCCUCUGCUCAGCCUGAUGGGCAUCCUGGUGCAGUGGAGGGUGACAACCGAAAGGGACUCCCACACAGAAGUGGUCAUCAGCCGGCAGCGACGACGUGUGCAGCUGAUGCGGAUUCGGCAGCAGGAGGAACGCAAGGAGAAGCGACGCAAGAAGAGACCUCCACGGGCCCCCCCCAAAGGUCCCCGGGCCCCUCCACGGCCUGGACCCCCUGACCCUGCCUAUCGGCGCAGACCUGUGCCCAUCAAACGCUUCAACGGAGACAUCCUCUCCCCGAGUUACAUCCAGAGCUUCCGGGACCGGCAGACAGGAAGCUCCCUGAGCUCCUUCAUGUCUUCACCCACUGAUGCAGACUAUGAGUACGGGUCCCGGGGGCCGCUGACAGCCUGUGCAGGGCCCCCUGUGCGUGUAUAG